AUGCACUUGAGCGAGAACGAAGGAAUAGAGGGGAAGACCUUCGUGGUCACUGGCGGACUUGGAUUCGUAGGAUCUGCUCUGUGCUUGGAACUCAUACAGAGAGGUGCCAAACAGGUGCGAUCCUUUGACCUCCGCGAAUCUUCUCCCUGGUCGCAUAUUCUCAAACAGAAGGGAGUCAACUGCAUACAAGGGGAUGUUUCCCGCAAAGAGGAUGUUGAAAGGGUACUCCGUGGUGCCGAAUGUGUAUUCCACCUUGCGGCCUUUGGUAUGUCAGGAAAAGAGAUGCUGCAAUUCGGUAGAGUUGAUGAAAUCAAUAUAAACGGGACAUGCCAUGUUAUAGACGCAUGCCUUGACCUCGGUAUCAAAAGGCUCGUCUAUUGUAGCACAUACAAUGUUGUCUUUGGUGGUCAGAAGAUCAUCAAUGGGAACGAGACCUUGCCUUACAUUCCAAUUGAUACCCAUGUUGAUCCAUAUGGCCGCAGUAAAUCAAUUGCUGAGCAGUUGGUUCUAAAGAAUAAUGCCCGCCCUCUCAAGAACGAUGCUGGAAAUCAUCUUUACACUUGUGCUGUUCGCCCCGCUGCUAUCUAUGGACCGGGGGAAGACAGGCACCUUCCGAGGAUCAUAACCAUGGCAAGGUUGGGUCUGAUUCUGUUCAGAAUUGGCGACGAAACUGUCAAGUCAGAUUGGGUUUUUGUUGAUAACCUUGUCCUUGCACUUAUAUUAGCAAGUAUGGGGCUCUUGGAUGACAAUAAUGAAAAGGGAAAACGACCUAUAGCUGCUGGCCAGGCAUACUUUAUAUGUGAUGGUUCACCUGUCAAUUCUUUUGAAUUCCUCCAACCUCUACUCAAGAGUUUGGAUUAUGAACUACCAAAAACAUCUUUAUCUGUCGAACAUGCUCUUGUUCUUGGGAGGAUUUGCCAAGGUGUUUAUACGAUCUUAUAUCCAUGGCUUAAUCAACGGUGGCUCCCUCAACCAUUCAUCCUUCCAAGUGAAGUGCACAAGGUGGGAGUGACCCACUAUUUCUCUUAUCUUAAAGCCAGAGAGGAGAUUGGCUAUGUUCCCAUGGUGACCCCGCGGGAGGGGAUGGAUUCUACCAUAACUUACUGGAAACAGAGGAAAAGGCAAAUUCUGGAUGGGCCUACCAUUUACGCGUGGCUGUUUUGUGUCAUUGGAAUGACCUCACUCUUCUGUGCCGCUUUUCUACCAGACACAAUAUGGAUUGUGUCUCUUCUGAGAGGUAUAUGUCUAUUUGUGUUUGGGUCAAUGUGGAUGACAAGACUGGUAUUUUUGCUGGCGACAGCUGCACAUGCGAUUGAGGGCAGUUAUGCUUGGUACCUGGCUAAAAAGGUGGAUCCUGCAAAUGCAACAGGCUGGUUUUGGCAAACAUUUGCUCUGGGGUACUUUUCAUUGCGUUUUCUAUUAAAAAGAGCAAGGGAGUAA
Messenger RNA from Lathyrus sativus (Indian pea), 1440 nucleotides. Lineage: Eukaryota; Viridiplantae; Streptophyta; Magnoliopsida; Fabales; Fabaceae. The record is from the annotation of a GenBank genome assembly.